Molecule: messenger RNA, 855 nt
Organism: Monopterus albus (swamp eel)
Lineage: Eukaryota; Metazoa; Chordata; Actinopteri; Synbranchiformes; Synbranchidae
Gene: ptmab
Product: prothymosin alpha b
Exons: 5
Coding region: 511-837 (108 amino acids)
Biological process (GO): negative regulation of apoptotic process; positive regulation of transcription by RNA polymerase II
Cellular component (GO): nucleus
Molecular function (GO): histone binding
Source: RefSeq, a predicted model, not a curated record
CGGGAGAAGCGGUCUGUAGCCGCCGCUUGACUCGACCAGAUGAACAUCAAUCAAUCAAGCUGUGACAAUACGUCAACCAAGCGCUAUCUUCUCGAUAUAUUUAGUGCGUAACACGGUGUAAACUUGAUGUUUCUCAGUGUGACGGUGGCAAAAAGAAUGUAACGUCGAAGAAUGAGUCCGCCAGCCGGCUUUAAUCGAGUCGGAUUAUUGUUAAAAUGGAGAAAGGACGGUUGCAGCGGCAGAACGGGAGGGGGCGUGGCCUACGGGUUUAGAAAUUCUAUCCAUUGUUCCACUCCACCACGCGGAGAGAACACCUCUGUGGAGCCUUUAGCCAAUUAGCAGGCGCAGCCCUCCUCUAAUCUCCGCCCACAAGCCUAUAUUAAAGGCUCGGCCGUCAGCAGCAUUGGCCACUGGCACUGUAUAAUACCAAUUGAUCCGAGAAGCGAGGGAAGGGAUUUACUUUAUUCAACCUUUCAUUUCAGCCGUCCUUUAUUUUAUUCAACUUAAACAAUGGCAGACACACAACAUGACACCAGCUCGGGUAUCUCUUCCAAGGACUUGAAGGAGAAGAAGCUGGUGGAGGAGAAGGAGAACGGCAGGGAUGCUGCCACCAACGGAAAGGAGAAUGAGGAGAACGGUGACCCCGAGGUAGAUGAUGAGGAAGAGGAGGAGGUGGACGAGGAGGAUGAGGAAGAUGAUGGAGAAGGCGAAGAGGAAGACGAAGAGGAGGAUGAAGAUGAGGCAGAGGGCGGCACAAAACGGGCAGCUGAGGAGGACGAGGAGGAUGAGGAGGAUGACGUCGAACCCAAGAAGCCGAAACUCGUCAACGACGAUUGAUGCGUUUUCCCUCGCGCC